UAAUUAGACCCAUGUGUUCUUUGGGCACAAGUUUGGAGCAGAAGUUUGUUGGAACGGUUGCGCUCGUGCGGGGAGAGGCACAGUCGGGGCAAAGUGAGUGGGGCUCCACAGAGAAGAGAACGAGGCACAGACCAGGAGCGGCGGAGACUGUUUUCCAAAGACUCCCGCAUUUUUCUGACUUAAUAGUUCAGUUGGAUUUUCAGCGCGGGCUGAGUUUGAACGAAGAGCCGGAGGAAUGUAUCCACGUUGGGUAGCAGUGAGUCUGCGUCUUUGGAGAUGUCCAGCCUGCGCACUCUGGAUCACCUUUCUCCACAUCUCCCUGAUCCUGAGCGCGACUGGUGCUGAACUGCCACAGGAGCCCAGUAUGUUAGCUGCCACUUCCCUAAAUAAAACAGGGUCACCCUUUAUCCGCAUAGAUGCUCCCAUGAAUAAUAUAACCACCUCUCUGGGCCAAACGGCUGAGCUCCUUUGCCGGGUGUCUGGUAACCCACAGCCUGAAGUUCGUUGGUUGAAGAAUGACGCCCCUGUGGUGCAAGAACCACGGCGAGUGUCCAUCCGAUCCAUGCCCUACGGGUCACGCCUGCGGAUUCGCAACUUGGACACCACUGACACUGGCUACUUCCAGUGCAUGGCCUCCAACUCAAAGGGAAGUGUGUCCACAACUGGGGUGUUGUUUGUUAAAUUCGAUCCUCACCCUACACCUCUGCCAGGAAGACCGAUGGAUGACUUUGAUGAAGACGGCUUCUGUCAGCCAUACAGAGGCAUCGCCUGUGCACGCUUCAUCGGUAAUCGCAGCAUCUUUGUGGACUCGCUGCAGAUGCAGGGUGAGAUAGAGACCCAGAUCACAGCUGCUUUCACCAUGAUUGGGACGUCCAAUCAGCUCUCCGACCGGUGCUCCCAGUUUGCCAUCCCCUCCCUCUGCCACUUUGCCUUCCCUACAUGUGACCGCAGCUCGGGCUCCGACAAGCCCAGGGACCUUUGCAAGGAUGAAUGUGAGAUCUUGGAGAAUGACUUAUGCAAGACUGAGUACAUAAUCGCACGAUCCAACCCACAUAUACUAAAGAGACUGAAACUGCCCAACUGCGAGGAACUGGCUGCGUCGGACAGUCCAGAGGCCGCCAACUGUUUAAGGAUAGGGAUCCCCAUGCCAGAACCCAUUAAUAAGAACCACAAAUGUUACAACAGCAGUGGGGUGGACUACAGAGGGACGGUCAGCGUGACCAAGUCAGGGCGUCAGUGUCAGCCGUGGAACUCUCAGUACCCUCACAGCCACACCUACCUGGCUGUCCGCUACCCGGAGCUCAACGGGGGUCACUCAUACUGCCGCAACCCAGGGAACAAACACGAAGCCCCAUGGUGCUUCACACUGGACGAAGGGGUCCGCAUGGAGCUCUGUGAUAUUUCCAUCUGUGACCAUAACGAAAAGGCGAGUGGCAACAUGGAGAUCUUGUACAUCCUGGUUCCCAGUGUUGCCAUUCCCUUAGCCAUCGCUUUGCUCUUCUUCUUUAUUUGCGUGUGCCGCAACAACCAGAUGUCCGCCAGGCCCCCUGCACCACGUCAGCCCAAAUUAGUUCGAGGACAAAACCUUGAGAUAUCAGUGCUCAAUACUGCAUACAAAUCAAAGGGUAAGGCCAAAGAGCUUCCUCUGUCAGCAGUGCGCUUCAUGGAGGAGCUGGGCGAGUGUAAUUUUGGAAAGAUCUACAAGGGUCACCUGUACCUGCCAGGCAUGGAUCAGGCCCAGCUUGUGGCCAUAAAGACACUGAAAGACGUCUCUAAUACCAAACAGUGGGCAGACUUUCAACAGGAGUCUGCGGUCCUGGCUGAACUGCAGCAUCCUAACGUGGUUUGCCUGCUGGGUGUGGUUACCCAGGAACAUCCAGUCUGCAUGUUGUUUGAGUUCCUGCCACAAGGGGAUCUCCACGAGUUCCUUAUCAUGCGAUCGCCGCACUCUGAUGUUGGCUGCAGCAGCGACGAAGACGGCACAGUCAAGUCCAGCUUGGAUCAUGGGGAUUUCCUACAUAUUGCCAUCCAGGUCUCUGCUGGAAUGGAGUACUUGGCCAGCCAUUUCUACAUCCAUAAAGACCUCGCAGCUCGAAACAUCUUAGUAGGAGAACAGCUACACGUGAAGAUAUCUGACUUGGGUCUCUCCAGAGAGAUCUACUCCUCAGAUUACUAUUGCAUCCAGCCCAAAACCCUGCUGCCCAUCCGCUGGAUGCCCCCCGAGGCCAUCGCUUACGGCAAGUUCACAACAGACUCAGACAUCUGGUCGUUUGGAGUCGUGCUUUGGGAGAUUUUCAGCUACGGCUUGCAGCCCUACUAUGGCUUCUCCAACCAGGAAGUGAUGGAGAUGGUGAGGAAGAGGCAGCUGCUGCCCUGCCCCGAGGACUGCCCACCAAGGUUUUAUGGGUUGAUGACUGAAUGCUGGCAGGAAGGACCAGCACGUCGCCCCCGCUUCAAGGACAUCCACACCCGCCUGAGAGCCUGGGAGGGGCUGUCCUCCCAUGCUAGCUCCAGUACGCCCUCUGGUGGAGGAGGAAAUGCCACCACUCAGACCACUUCACUCAGCGCCAGCCCUGUUAGCAACCUCAGCAACCCUCGAUAUGCUGCUGCCACAGCUGCAGGCUACCUCUACCCAGCCCAGGCCAUUCCUGCACCUGGGCAGAUGGCUCCAAUUACAGCCUGGACACCCAUGGCUGUACCCCAAACCCACCAGCGCUUUAUUCCCGUCAACGGGUACCCCAUUCCACCAGGGUACACAGCUUUUCCUGCACACUUUGCGCCCCAAGCUCCACCCACUAGAGUAAUCCAGCACCAUUUGCCCCCACCUAAGAGCCGCUCACCCAGCAGCGCCAGCGGUUCCACCAGCACUGGUCACGUGAGCGGUGUGCACUCCACCACAGGCUCCGCCCAUGAGGCCAACACACCACUGCUUUCCCACUGCAUCAUGCCAGGGAGCAGCGGAGGGCAGGCUCAAGUUUACGGACAGGUAUCCCAGAAAGGAGCAGCACAGCUGGAUCACAUGUCGCAAACUUCAGCGCUGCUUAGUCCAGACUCUGACAUAAUGAUGUACAACGACUCAGUCAUCACUGCAGACCUGUAGAUGGGCAGAGGAAUAAUCUUCCUGCUUUGGACCCUUAAAGGGAUGUCUAGGGUGUAGGAGAGAUGGAAUCCCACCCCCACCUUGGUCCCAACAGAACCUGGCCUGUACAGACAUGUGGGCAGGGAAGAAACUGCUGCAGCCCCACAAGGGUUGGAGAAGGGCUGUCUUCCUUUCUGUUUAUAGCAAGUGUACUUACUAUCACGGUUUGAACUGUUAUUUGAACCGCUGUAAAUACGGUACAUAAGUCAUUCGUGAAUGAAUGAAAUGCGUAGACCUAUAUUCAAAGAGCUGAGUAUUAAACACUUUAAAGGUGAAAGAAUAACAGUUUACUAAGUGUCCUUCUGCCAAUUCCUGCCAAGAACUUCCUGCCUGUAAACAGACAAUUAUAAAAGGAUUCUGAUGAAAGUGGAAUGUGACAAACUCAAAUGCUGUGCCUUGCUACCUGGUACAGACCCACCAACCAGCAUGGGUUCCAUGUUACCCUACUUAUACACACCUGAUUUGGCUCAUCAUUGAGCUCUGCAGAGGUUGUAUGAUAAUAAUGAAAGAAUAAAAAAAUAAUAAUAAGAGAUCCAGGAGUGUGGGGGUUUUUAGGGCUCAAAAUUAAUGCCUUAAACUAACCCAAACUACGGUUGCCAGAAUAAAAACGGGUCCCUGUUUUAGGGAUUUAUCAUUUACCUUCUUGAUAAACAGUAAUAUUUUACUCCAUCUUGAGCAUAAUCAUAGGAAUACUGCAAUUUUUCAGCUGACGUUGCCCGUCUGCCCACCUGCCCACCUGCUGAAAGGUUUUCUUCUAUGCAAUGCACGAUUGUCCGUGUAGUUGCAUUGUGAGAUACAUUGAGUGCACCCAUUUUCGUUCACUAGACAUUUUGAUACCCCUGAAAAAUGACAAACACUUAUAUUGGUAACUUUGUUUAGGAAAAGAGGGCGACUUCUGAGGCAACAGGUUUGUUGUUGUUGAUGUUGCUGCAUUUUAGAUCAGAGAUGGGAUUUUAUUGGCAGAAGUUUGUGUUGAAAUUGCAUUUUUUCACAAAAUCACCUAAAAAUUGACAGCUGAAUGUUUUUUUUUCUCUCUUUAUACACUCAGCAUGACUGUCUCAGACUUUUCCAGAGGAUCUUUAUCCUCGAGAUUUUCCACACCGAGAAAAUUUUGUGCUCAUCUGGCUGGACACUUUACCUAUAAAUUUUCUUUAAAUUCUUCUGAAUUCUUUUGGGUUUUUGCAUCAGAUUUGAAGUGAAAAUCAGAUGAAUUAUUGAGAUCAUUCACAUUUCCACAACCAAACCGAUGUGUUCUUAAAACAAAUGCAGGAUUUCACAAACGCAGCUUCACUUCUUCUCCUCUUAAAUUAACAGCCCUCAAAAAUAACUAUUUUAAGAAGGAAUUUUUUAAAGAUUUUUGUAUGGUUUCUUUUUAUCCAUCUUUACUACCUGUUGUUCUCUAUGUAAUUUGCAGCAAAUACAAUUUUAAAUAUGAGGUAAUGAUAGAGGCCUUUAGCAGACAAAAAAAAAUCCAGUGUGAUGUCAUUGAAUGCAUGACUGUUUUGUGCAUGAGAAGAAUGUUUUACCUGAAAGCGGAUCAAUUUCAUGAGCCUGGACAACGACUUUUAUGUGCAAGCAGAAUUAUCAGUCAGGCUUUGCAGAUCUGCAAAACAAACUCUUGGCAGUAACUUAUUGGUAUGAAGACUUGUCCAAGCAUGUAGUCCCGCUAGCACUGUGUGUGUGUGUGUGAGUGUGGGAGGGGGGUAACAAAAAAAAAAAUUGUUAGAAAUGGCUCUUUUAGUACAUUUUUAAUAUUUAUUUGUCAACAGCUCCUGUGCCUAUUAACACAGUAAUUAUUUUUUGGGCUAGUUGCAUUUUCUUUACUAAAAAGAGUAAUUUUUGAAAAUGACUAGUUCUCUGUUUUCAGUUAUAAUUUGAAGGUGAUGAUUUAAUGUGAAAUAUGAAGUUUUUAUUUGUAUAAAAAACACAGGGUUAAAAAGUGUUUGGGAUCUUGCUGAAAUAUUGUAAAAUCGCCUAUCAGUACUUUGUUUCCUGACAAUCAACAGGACCUAAGACUCUCAAAAGUGCUUGAAUUGAAACACACUGCAAUCCGCGUGCAGUUUAUUCAUCUGUUUUACAUUUGAUGCCCAUUAGAAUAACCUAUAGAGAGAUUAUUCAAAAUGCUGCUCAUGCAGAAAUUGACUGACUUCACUCUUUUGAAGGUCAGGCUCUGGUUUAAGAGUCUAAAUUUAUAUUCACUUCAGGUAAAUUUAGGAGUCCCCCCCUGAAUUUUCCAUCUGUCCUUUGUUUCAUAUGUGACCGCCAGCAUGAAUUCAGACGUAAAUAAACAAAAACCACUUCUGCACAAGACUGUGAAUCUCAUUCAAGCUAAUAAUUUGGUAAAUUAUUUUGAAAUCAUUUGUUUUUUAAUCAUCAAUUUGUUUUUCCAAGGGACUACAUAAAUGCAAAUUAAUAUUUCUAGUAAAGUGUAACCAUUGCAAAACCUCUACAUGCAUUUUGACCAAGAGAUGCUUUGUCUUUGUAGUUUGUUUGAAUAUUUUUGCACAGAUGUUUUGUAUUGCAAAAAUCAUUUAUUAAAUGAUGACGUAUUGUUAAAUUUAAA
Molecule: messenger RNA, 5702 nt
Organism: Oryzias latipes (Japanese medaka)
Lineage: Eukaryota; Metazoa; Chordata; Actinopteri; Beloniformes; Adrianichthyidae
Gene: ror1
Product: receptor tyrosine kinase-like orphan receptor 1
Biological process (GO): positive regulation of canonical NF-kappaB signal transduction; cell surface receptor protein tyrosine kinase signaling pathway; protein phosphorylation
Cellular component (GO): signaling receptor complex; plasma membrane
Molecular function (GO): ATP binding; protein kinase activity; Wnt-protein binding
Source: RefSeq, a predicted model, not a curated record